AUGUUUUUUGGUCUUCAAUUUAUAAACCAUGACGAAGUUGAAGAUGCAUUCGUGGAGUUAAUCGCUGUUUGCCCAAAUGAAGAAAUUGGUCACAUUUUUUCAGAUUAUGUUUUAAAUAAUUACAUAGAACCUGGAUGUCCGUUCAAUGCGAAAUUGUGGGCAAUGAAACCUUCGGAAAAUCCCAGGACCACAAAUGCCGCUGAAAGCUUUCAUAGAACAUUUAACAGCCAAUUUUACAGUUCUCAUCCAGCAAUAUAUAUUGUUAUUCAAACACUAAUUGAAACACAAUCAGAAACUGUAUUAAAAAUAGCAACGAUAGAACAGGUGGUCCUGCGAACUGACAAAUGUGUCACUCUCAAGUGA
Messenger RNA from Myzus persicae (green peach aphid), 363 nucleotides. RefSeq lists its product as uncharacterized. The coding region runs from base 1 to 363 and encodes 120 amino acids. NCBI's taxonomy places the organism in Eukaryota, Metazoa, Arthropoda, Insecta, Hemiptera, Aphididae. The transcript is spliced from 3 exons. The record is from RefSeq and is a predicted model, not a curated record.